This is a messenger RNA of Priapulus caudatus, 1726 nucleotides long. RefSeq names its product polyhomeotic-like protein 2. Gene Ontology annotation, molecular function: zinc ion binding. The record is from RefSeq and is a predicted model, not a curated record. The transcript is spliced from 11 exons. The coding region runs from base 80 to 1726 and encodes 548 amino acids. Lineage: Eukaryota; Metazoa; Priapulida; Priapulimorpha; Priapulimorphida; Priapulidae. Gene Ontology annotation, cellular component: nucleus.
AGUUCGCGCAGCAGCCGACGAUACUGACCACUCAGCCGAUGUUGACCACCCAGGCACAGCUGAUCAGCCAUCUCAGGCCAUGGCAAUGCAGCAGAACUGGGGGCAUCAACCAAUCAUGAGUCCAACGCUGCUCACCCACCAGCCCGUCUACAUACGACCGCAGCAACAGACCGGAGAAAUGUACAUCCAGCAGGUGCAGCCGAUCCAGUCCCAACAGAUCCAGCUGCAGACGAAACAGCCGACUGGCCAGAAGAGUCUGGCGAAUAUCCUACCAGCCAAUCACAACGUCGCGCAAGCACAGCCGCCAUGUUGUAGUCCGCUGCCGCCUGUUGCCGCCAACGGUAAGCCGAAGCGACCAAAGAAUGCAAAGAGUGGCGGCGGCGGAGGCACCGGCAGCCGCGCCACGAAGAACGCUGCCAACGCAAACAGAGGACCAGGCAGACCUGUCAAAGCACCAGCGCAGCUGACUGCUUCCUCGAAGGCAGAUGCAAAAGACGCAGAGACAACAACAGAGGCGCCUGCCGUAUCCAAGCGGCAAGUGAAGAAGCAAGAGAAGGAGAAGGAGAAGGAGAAGGAACAGGAGAAGGAACAGGAGAAGACUCCGCCGCCGCAGCCGGUGGAGGAGGUGCCAGAGACUUUGCCUCCCGAAGAUCAGCCUGCUGUAGCUGAGGCAGCGGCCGUCGCCACCGAACUGAAGUCGGAAGCCACAAGUGAGACUGCGUCGGCCAGCGUUGUCAUGACGACGGCUCCGGCGUUCAACGGCACCGACACGCUGCCGAACAGUAUUGCGCCGCUGCAAGGCGCCGCCAGCGUGGAGCUGGCGCCACCUAGUGAGGUCCGCGAGAACCAGCCGGCGACCGCCGUUGUCAAGCCACACAUCCUCACACACGUCAUCGAGGGAUACGUGAUACAAGAGGGUCCGGAACCCUUCCCGGUGAAUCGGUCGUCGCUGUUGAUAGAGUACGAUCAGCCACCCAAGCCACAGACACCCUCCCUCAAGCCAACAGAGAUUGAGGCAGGCCCUCCCCCAGCUAAAAAACAAAAAGUCGAUGCACGGUCGAAGAUGACAGACGGUGAGCUACUCAGCUGUGAGUUCUGUCACAACACCGACUUCAAGCACAAGUUCAAGCGAUCGAAACGCUUCUGCUCCAACACGUGCGCAAAGCGCUACAACGUCGGCUGCUCGCGCCGCAUAGGGCGCUUCAAACCAAAGUCUGAAGGACUGGAAUUGCCUGUGUACAAUAAGAAGAGGAAGGAUAGAACAGCCGGCUGGACGGAAGGCAGUGAUAGUCAGCUGGGAAGUCGUGCAACGGACAUGGAUGAUAAGGUGAAUCGGUCGUCGCUGUUGAUAGAGUACGAUCAGCCACCCAAGCCACAGACACCCUCCCUCAAGCCAACAGAGAUUGAGGCAGGACCUCCCCCAGCUAAAAAACAAAAAGGGAUACUGUUGACAGUCGCACACCGUUCCUAUCACAAGCAGAAGCAGAAGUUGGCAGAUGUAGAAAAGGUAAUGAAUCGGAGUCAGAUUGAAGAUGACAUAUUUGGUGUGAAUCACCAUGAGGACUCGCCUGCGAAAUCUGGUAGCGAAGACGCUGACCCAGACUACUUGCCAACAUCACCCCAAGUACUGUGGAGUGAUGCACUGUACAAAGAAAACCUUGAAAUGGUCAUUGAGGAGGAAAAAUGCAUAUGCUUUAAAGGACCAGGGUCUUUGCGCGCAAGUUGA